Messenger RNA from Microsporum canis CBS 113480, 387 nucleotides. RefSeq names its product Mrsp1. The record is from RefSeq and is a predicted model, not a curated record. The coding region runs from base 1 to 387 and encodes 128 amino acids. The transcript is spliced from 3 exons. NCBI's taxonomy places the organism in Eukaryota, Fungi, Ascomycota, Eurotiomycetes, Onygenales, Arthrodermataceae.
AUGGCCAUCAAGAUAUCUCAUGCAAUCUGCCUCCUCGCAGUGUCUGGUGUUGUAUCAGGCCUUACCACAGGAGUGGAAAACGACUCACAGGGAAAAGGAACUAUCUACUAUCAGUUUGGGGCGACAGGCUCCUGCGGCGUGGCGCAUUCAGAUGGCGACUAUAUCGUUGCUCUGGGCAAAUAUCAUAUGAAAGGCGCCGGAAGUCCCAACUGUGGCAGACACAUCACUGCUAAGAACACCAGCAAUGGGAAGACCAUCACCGUCACUGUGGCCGAUACCUGUGAAGGCUGCGGACCUAACGAUGUCGACUUUGCCCUGGGACCCUGGCAGGCGUUGACUAACAACGCGGCCCCCGGAUUUUUUCCUGUGUCCUGGCACUGGUCUUAG